UCCCAUUUUUUCCUCUUCCUCCUCCGAGGAGCUGGGACUGGCUGGGCGGGAGCGGAAGCCCAAGAACCCAAGAGUCCGGGGGUCUCCGGCCCAUGGCGGGAGUCUAAGGACCGGUCGGGAGCGGAGCGCACCUCCUCGAACGCAAGUUCUCCAGCGACUAUGGGUCCUUCCCCAUGGACAUGCCUGAUCUUGGGGUAUCUGCUGUCAGGGCUACGACGCGGGGCCUGCCAGCCCCCGUUUCCCACCAUCGUGCCGGACGAGGAGGAGCUGGUGGUGUCCCUGCACAUGUCCUUCUCCCUGCGGUGCACCGGGGACAGCGAGGUCAGCUGGCAGUUCCCCACGCUGGACGAUGGGAGCCCCGGCGUGUCCGUCCGCAGUGAGGAGAACAACAGCGGCUCCUUCGUGGCCGUGCUGGAGGUGGCCAACGCCUCGGCCGUGCACACCGGCCUCUACACCUGCUAUUACAACCACACGCAGACCCAGGAGGCCGAGGCCGAAGGCCGGGAUGUCUACGUCUACGUGCCUGACCCCGACGUCGCCUUCGUGCCCUCGGUCAUGGUCGACCACUUCAUCGUCGUGGAGGAAGACGAUUCCACCGUGAUCCCCUGUCGCUCCACCGACCCGCAGGCGCGGGUGACCCUGCACGCCAGCGACGGCAAGGAGGUCUCUGCCUUCUACGACAGCCGCCAAGGUUUCCUGGGUCACUUCGACAUGGGGUCCUACACGUGCGAGACGACCAUCCGCGGCAGGAAGUUCCAGACCCUCGAGUUCAACGUCUACACCUUGCGAGCCACCCCGGAGAUCGUCGUGGAGAUGGAGGCCCCGAAGACGGUGUACAAGACGGGCGAGACCAUCGUGGUCACCUGCGCCGUCCUGGACAACGAGGUGGUCGAUUUCCAGUGGAACUACCCGGGGAAGGUGAGGGACAAGGGCAUCAUCAAGCUGGACGAGAUUAAGGUCCCGUCCAUCAAGCUGGUGUACACCCUGACGGUGCCCGAGGCCACGGCCAAGGACGGCGGCGAUUACGAGUGUGCUGCCCGCCACGCCACCAAGGAGGCGAAGCAGAUAAAGAAGGUCACCAUCACCGUCCACGAGAGAGGCUUCGUCCGGCUCCAGCCCGGCUUCGGCCCCGUGGAGGCCGUGAACCUGCACGAGGUCCGGCAUUUUGGCGUGGAGCUGGAGGCCUACCCCCCGCCCAGGGUGUCCUGGCUGAAGAACGACGUGUCGCUCACCGAGAACCUGACCGAGAUCACCACCAGCCUGGAGAAGAUCCAGGAGAUCAGGUAUCAGAGCAAGCUGAAGCUAAUCCGAGCAAAGGAGGAAGACAGUGGGCACUACACAAUCGUGGUGCAAAACGAGGAUGAUAUUAUGAACUACACCUUUGAGCUGCUGGUUCAAGUGCCGGCCUCCAUCUUGGAUCUGGUGGACGACCACCAUGGCUCGGCGGGGGGCCAGACCGUCCGCUGUGUCGCCGAAGGGACGCCGCUGCCCGACGUCGACUGGAUGGUUUGCAGGGACAUUAAAAAAUGCAACAACGAGACCUCGUGGACCCUCCUCACCGCCAACGCGUCCGACAUCGCCGUGGAGGCCCACGUGGGUGACAGGGACACGAUGGAGAGUCAGGUGACCUUCCAGCAGGUGGAGGAGACGCUGGCGGUGCGCUGCUUGGCCAAGAACCACCUUGGGGCCGUGACGCGGGAGCUGAAGCUGGUGGCCCCUGCCCUGCGCUCUGAGUUGACCGUGGCUGCUGCCGUCCUGGUGCUCCUGGUGAUCGUCAUCGUCUCCCUCAUCGUGCUGGUCAUCAUCUGGAAACAGAAGCCGCGCUAUGAGAUCCGAUGGCGGGUCAUCGAGUCCAUCAGCCCGGACGGCCACGAGUAUAUCUACGUGGACCCGAUGCAGCUCCCCUACGACUCGCGCUGGGAGUUUCCGAGGGACGGGCUGGUGCUGGGCCGAAUCCUUGGGUCCGGAGCAUUUGGGAAGGUGGUGGAAGGCACUGCAUACGGGCUGAGCCGCUCCCAGCCCGUGAUGAAGGUGGCCGUGAAAAUGUUAAAACCCACGGCUCGAUCCAGCGAGAAGCAGGCCCUCAUGUCGGAGCUGAAGAUCAUGACGCAUCUGGGCCCCCAUCUGAACAUCGUGAACCUCCUGGGGGCCUGCACCAAAUCAGGACCCAUCUACAUCAUCACCGAGUACUGCUUCUACGGCGACCUGGUCAACUACCUGCACAAGAACCGCGAUAACUUCCUGACUCGCCACCCGGAGAAGACGAAGAAAGAGCUGGACAUCUUCGGCAUGAGCCCUGCCGACGAGAGCACCAGGAGCUACGUCAUCCUCUCAUUUGAAAACAACGGGGACUACAUGGACAUGAAGCAGGCGGACGCCACGCAGUACGUGUCCAUGUUGGAGAGGAAGGAGUCGUCCAAGUACUCGGACAUCCAGCGAUCCCUGUACAACCGGCCGGCCUCCUACAAGAAGAAGUCCGUGUCGGACUCUGAAGUCACGGACCUCCUGUCGGACGAUGGUUCGGAAGGCCUUGGCCUGCUGGACCUGCUGAGCUUUACCUACCAGGUGUCUCGCGGGAUGGAGUUCCUAGCUUCGAAAAACUGCGUCCACCGGGAUCUGGCUGCGCGGAACGUCCUGCUGGCCCAAGGGAAGAUCGUGAAGAUCUGCGACUUCGGGCUGGCGAGGGACAUCAUGCACGACUCCAACUACGUGUCCAAGGGCAGCACGUUCCUGCCCGUGAAAUGGAUGGCCCCGGAGAGCAUCUUCGACAACCUGUACACCACGCUGAGUGAUGUCUGGUCUUACGGGAUCCUGCUGUGGGAGAUCUUCUCUCUCGGGGGUACGCCCUACCCGGGCAUGAUGGUCGACUCCACCUUCUACAACAAGAUCAAGAGCGGCUACCGCAUGGCCAAGCCGGACCACGCCACCAGCGAGGUGUACGAGAUCAUGGUCAAGUGCUGGAACAGCGAACCCGAGAAGAGACCGUCCUUCUACCACCUGAGCGAGAUCGUGGAGAGCCUGCUGCCCGGCCACUACAAGAAGAGCUACGAGAAAAUCCACCGGGACUUCCUGAAGAGCGACCACCCGGCCGUGGCCCGGAUGAGAGUUGAGAGCGACGAGCCGUACGUGGGGGUCACCUACAAGAACGAGGAGAAGCUCAAGGAGUGGGAGAGCGGCUUGGACGAGCAGAGGCUCAGCGCCGACAGCGGCUACAUCAUCCCUCUGCCGGACCUCGAACCCGGCCUGGAGGACGAACUCGGCAAGAGGAACCGGCACAGCUCCCAGACGUCCGAGGAGAGCGCCAUCGAGACGGGCUCCAGCAGCUCGACCUUCGUCAAGAGGGAGGACGAGACCAUCGAGGACAUCGACCUGAUGGAUGACGACAUCGGCAUCGACUCGUCGGACCUGGUGGAGGACAGCUUCCUGUAGUCCCCCACCCUCCACCGCCCCCCGGUCCCGGGACGCAUCCACGUCCCCCCCCAACCCGCCGCCCCUCCCCGCCUUGCCGAAAACCACUUUAUUGCAACGCAGAAGCCCCCGAGGAGCCUCCGGCCUGAGGUGGGUGGCCCCGACGGGGCCCCCGGAACUGGGCACGCCGGGCCCAAGUGGACCUUUCCGGUGUGCGCUUCUCGGCUGGGGGAAGGGGGAGCAUCUCAGCGGCAUCUGUGGCUGCCCGGAAACGCCCCACCCUUGGCCCACGGCCUCCCCGACCCUUCGCUGCAGACGCCGCCCCCCCCCCCACUGCCCCCUGUAAUUAUGUAAAUAGCCGUCCGCCCCAAGAUGCCGUCCGCUGCUCUGCCCGCCCUGGACCGGAGAAGGGACCGCUCCGGACGCCUGUGGAAUCUUCCCCCUCCAGACCCGGGCUCAGCUCAAGAGCCAAAACCACUUGUGACGUUCCCGGGCACCAGGACGAUAGCAUCCUCCUUUCUUAACAUUCACGGGAUGCGGAAGGCCAACGGCGGCGACGGACGGGAGCCCUCCCCGAAUAGAUUCCCACUAGCGACGAGCCUAGGAAGUCUGUCCGUGUACUAACGGUGUGUAUAAUAUUACUACCACUACUGUCUUCGAUAGUUCUAGACGUGGAGCCUGUGACACGUUGUCCUCCAGCUAAAGCACAAUCCCACACGGGGACUCGGGAGGGGCCGGGUCUUUACGAUUCGAAGCGUCGAACCGGAGGUCUCUCUGAGGGUCCCGUAAUGUCGCAGCCGCGGCUGAGUCGAGAGCGGAGCGGAGCGCACGGCACGACGUCGCGCCUUCCGGAGAGUCCGAGGAGGAAGUCCUCCCGCCGGGAGCCCAAAGCAGGGAGGCCGGAGGGGCUGCGCCUUGCAGGCGCCCCCUCUUCCGUGCCCCCCGGGGGGUAGGUCCCCGGAUCCGAGCGGGGCCGUGUUUCUCCCGCCCUCUGAGGUCGACGGGAAGGGGCUGCCGUGUUUGGAGGUGCUCCGGCCCGUCCAGCUGGCGCUGCCGGAGUCCAGACGGGGACUCCGUUCCUCUGGAGCCGGAACAACGGAGGCGGUAGGCUUCCCCGGCGGCGUCGGACACCCCCGCCCCCCCAGACCGGCCCGGGCUUCACCCCAAACCCGUGCAGCCCCGACACCUCCGUGCCCACUGACCGCUCCGGGCCCCCGGGCCGGCUGAGACCGGGGGAAGGUGACUCGGGGCCAGGGCGGAGAAAGAAUCUCCAGCGCUGCCCUGGAUCAGGCCCGACCGGGUCACCCUUGACCUCUGAAGCCCGGGCGCCAGCAGACCCUUGGCUUCCGUCCAUUCCCUGCUGCGCCGAGGAAGCCACGUCUUGUGGGUCCACGGGGCGGGGGGUGGGGAGGUCGGCUUCCCCUCCAGGAAUUCCUAGGGUCAGCCCUGAAUGGACAGCGGGAGCCCCCGGGAAGAGCCACCUCCAGGCGCGUGCGGGUCGCAGGCGGCGGACCUGCCGCCCUUCUUCUGGGCAGGUGAUGCUCCAGAAGGGCCAGAACGGCCCCCCGACGCUGCCGCCGCCACGUCCCGACCCCGCACCGCGAGGGCGCGCAGGCCGCUAAGCUUCACUCACGGCCCGGCCCGACGGUCCCACCUUUGAAGCCGACAAGAGGCUUCACCCUUACCGCAGCCCCCCAAAUUCCCGCCUCAGUCUGCCUUCCGUUCUGGGCGACCCCAGGCCCGGGCUGCGUUGGGACGGGCGCCUCGGGGCAGACCUCUCUGUCCACACGAAGAUUCUGGUUGCCCUCCUCCCUCUAUCACGACAAUCAAAGCCCCCUCCCACCUGGAGAUGGCUCUCCUCCCCUCCCCAACCCAGGAUUUCCUUAGGAACGUGGCGUGUCCGCUUGGGAAGACCGCUCCGGCUUCGCCCAGAGGGUUAGACGAUAAUGGUGAUGUUAUACAUCGGUGUGUAUAUAUGUAUUUCUAUAUAGGCAUCUAGAAUACUGCCAAAACAUUUAUGACAAGCUGUAUCACUGCCUUUUGUUUAUAAUUUUUUUUUUUUUUUGACUGUGAUAGUCCCCUACAGGCACGUUUAACUGUUGCACUUUUGAAAAGUCCCCAAAUGUCUAUUUUAGAAUAAUAAAAGCUGAAGUGUUUCCCA
Molecule: messenger RNA, 5569 nt
Organism: Ornithorhynchus anatinus (platypus)
Lineage: Eukaryota; Metazoa; Chordata; Mammalia; Monotremata; Ornithorhynchidae
Gene: PDGFRA
Product: platelet derived growth factor receptor alpha
Exons: 23
Coding region: 160-3429 (1089 amino acids)
Biological process (GO): protein phosphorylation; positive regulation of kinase activity; multicellular organism development
Cellular component (GO): signaling receptor complex
Molecular function (GO): ATP binding; platelet-derived growth factor alpha-receptor activity; platelet-derived growth factor binding
Source: RefSeq, a predicted model, not a curated record